AUGGCGCUCAAUCCACAAUUCAACGCCAAAAGCGAAAACACCCUCGCCUUUAUCAAUGUGAAACAGGACUUUGCACUUUUCAAAGUUGAGAUUCCCAAACCGUUUGAAGGAUUGGGAAAGGCACUCUCACACAAUCGUCGACAAAAUGCGGAGUCUGGGCCACAACACAGAGUAGCUCGCAGGCUCGGCGCCUUGUUCGAGCAGGUUAUUCCGAAUAUUGACGUUCUUUCUGCUGCUUAUGGGGAGCGGGUCUCAGAAAUUGCUACCUCGUCUCAGUUCGACCUGAGGAAUGUCGACCAUGGCCCAUUUUCCGGGCAUGUCGGAGUAGAUGGCACUUCUAUAUAUGCCGCGGUAUCCUCCGGCAAAAGUAUCAUCGCGCUGCAUCUGCUCGCCUGCAUGCUAGCUCGAAUGUUUUCCGGCGCCGAAGCAACAGCCAUCUGGGUGCAGCUUGUUGACUGUCGCCUGAAAGAAAUCCAGGAAGCCUCCGAGGCUUCCCAACUACAGGGUAUUGCAGCUCUGUAUGCUGCGGAACAGGGGCGCCAGAUACUGCGAGACGAUUUGGCGAGCUGGGAUGCCAGCGCACGCGCCUGGUUACAGACAGCCAAUGAAGCGAAGAAGCGCGAGGAUACGCAGUUGAAGCUUAUUGUUAGGAAUCUUCUCUCGAUACAUAAUUCCGGUACGACCUACUCCAACGUGAUAGAGAACUGGAUCGUGGCCAUGAAGACCUGCCAGAACUUGAUCCGCGGCGUGCCACAAGAUGUAACAAAUGGCGCAGUCCUCUUGGGACUCAUGUCCUGGCACAUCUACCCAGAUCUGAAUAUCUUCUGUCCAGACCGAUAUGUCGCAUUUAAUGACCGGCUCGUCAAAGCUGGAGGCGUCAUCACUCUUGGGUUAGAAUCUCAAGAUAGAAGCCUCUCCGGAGUGAGCUGGUCAGUGUCACUUUCUCAUUUGCGUUUCUAUGGAGAUCCAGUUGUAAUUGAGAAAUCAUCUGAAGACAGCGACCGGAUCACAGUUCAAGAGCUCCGCUACAUCACACUUGGAUGCGUAUUCGGGAGCUGGACUUGGCCAACGUCAAUCAAAGUUGAGGAAGCCGCAGAAUGCUUGGCGGCGCUCGGAGAGGCUCUUGAAUGCCAUAGAAGCCCAACCGUCGAGAAAGUUUAUGGUUCCUCUCUUGGAUGGAUCACUCUCCUCACUGACACAGCCAAGUGUUUCCUAUCUGCUGUUGACAAAGAGAGAGAGACGGCGCUUUAUUUCAUCGAGUUUGGGAGACGUCGAGGCCGAAAUUUCCUGGAUGAUGAAUUUCGAGAUGUUAUUCCUAUAUUUGGGCUCCUUAAUCCAUAUCUUCUGUUCAGACUUUCUCCCGACUUUAGCGCUCAACGGCAUGAUUGGGAAAGAUCUAUUAUCACGCUCCGCCGCCUCGCUCAGGAUACUAAGCUACAUCCCGACGAUUGCAUAAUCAUUGCUCAACCUUGUUUUCGUCUCCUCAAUGACCCAGUGAGCGAGAGAGAAGAUGGUUCUGAAGAAAGCGGUCUCACGAUGGAGACCAACGCUCUCUACAACGACAUAGUCGUUGGGUUCAUAUAA
This is a messenger RNA of Metarhizium robertsii ARSEF 23, 1584 nucleotides long. RefSeq lists its product as uncharacterized. The coding region runs from base 1 to 1584 and encodes 527 amino acids. The record is from RefSeq and is a predicted model, not a curated record. Lineage: Eukaryota; Fungi; Ascomycota; Sordariomycetes; Hypocreales; Clavicipitaceae. The transcript is spliced from 3 exons.